Messenger RNA from Aspergillus welwitschiae, 857 nucleotides. RefSeq lists its product as uncharacterized. NCBI's taxonomy places the organism in Eukaryota, Fungi, Ascomycota, Eurotiomycetes, Eurotiales, Aspergillaceae. The transcript has a single exon. The record is from RefSeq and is a predicted model, not a curated record. Bases 411 to 581 code for a protein of 56 amino acids.
GAGACAUACGUACGUAUACGUGUAUCGAAACCGCAACCAAAUCUGUUUGUCUGCCUAGUUACCAAUAUUCUCCUUUUUUCUUUUUGUUUGCUUCUUUGGUCUUGGGGAGAGAUCAUAAGCUGACUCAGGUAUCUACGUCUGGGAUCUGAUACUAGCUAACUGAGUGAGCUUAUGGAGUGCAUCCUCUUGCAUGACUCGACUAGUUCCUGUUCAUCUCGAUAGCGACGAUCCAUUGUCGGUUGUGGAUGGGAGUGAUUCAGAUGGGGCGUACCUUGCAGAGUGAGUGGUGAGUGGUGACAUCGCAGCGGCUAAUGCCUUAGAGAGUCGUUAGGGAGGUGAGUCCCUUGCAUCAUUGCGUGGGACCUAGGAAGAACUUCGGGACGUUGUGGGUGUCCGUGUCUAGACUCUGGAUGGACUUUUCUUUCGUGAAGUGGAUAAAUGAGUCGUAUCCUCGAUUAGAUGAUGGAUCCCGUGUGUAUGUGUGGAUAUUGUCUUGUUGUUGUGGUGGCUUCAUGGGGUCGAAAUCCUGCCUUAUCUACCUGCUGUCUGUAUGUCCCUGGUCUGUGAAGUGGUAUUGGUGAUGUCUUGUUUGCUCCCUGCUAGCGCAUGCAGCAUCAGCAACGGACAGGAUUGCUAUGUGGACUAACGAUAGAUUUGGUUGUUGGCCCCCUGUCUGUCUGCGAGGCCAAACUUGGACGCAGGACUGCUCGGUUUGAAAAACUCGACCACCAAGUUGGGUAGUCUACCUGCUGAAGAUGGUCCUGGUCAGACGGCACUUGACACGGGACAGAACCGUGGAUGAUGCGAUAUGAUAGGCACCUGGAUGAUAUUGCAGCCGGGUCUCUAAUUAACAGGCG